AUGACCAAGCACCUGUUCGCCAUUGGUCUCAUUACAUUGUUAUCAGCAGCUCAUGCUUUUGCAGCAGGCGAUGAAGACGUGUUCGAGUUGCAACCCGAGAUUCACCACGCGUUUAGACCUGCAGAGUCAAUGCCGCCUACAUGGUUCUCUCAGCUAUUUUCUCUCAUUGCCCUUUCCCCAUGGAUUGUCUUGAUGGUGGGCUGGCUCGGCGUGGGUGUUACUCCUGUCAAGGUCCUCGGUCAACUGACAUCAGGAUCCAGCAGCAUGCGUCCCGUAUCCAUCAUUGCAUUUCUAGCCUCCCUUGCCUCUGUCGAAUACCUCUUUUAUCUUUAUUGGACACGUCUCAACAUUUUCGAAACCCUUAGCUACCUUGUCUUCCUACUUGCCAUCACCUUUGUCACUGGUCAACGCGCCCUUUCCCAAAUCCAGGCACAUCGAAAAUCCUCUUAA
Molecule: messenger RNA, 450 nt
Organism: Lichtheimia ornata
Lineage: Eukaryota; Fungi; Mucoromycota; Mucoromycetes; Mucorales; Lichtheimiaceae
Exons: 2
Coding region: 1-450 (149 amino acids)
Biological process (GO): protein N-linked glycosylation
Cellular component (GO): membrane; oligosaccharyltransferase complex
Source: RefSeq, a predicted model, not a curated record